Molecule: messenger RNA, 483 nt
Organism: Coffea arabica (coffee)
Lineage: Eukaryota; Viridiplantae; Streptophyta; Magnoliopsida; Gentianales; Rubiaceae
Source: RefSeq, a predicted model, not a curated record
AUGAUGAAAUCAGUUGAUGGGCUCGCCUCUUUCUUACCCCCGCUAACACUAACCCCAUCCUCCACUUUCUCCUCCUCGAAACCAUCUUUUAUUAUGCCCUCUUCUUCUACUACUGUUGUUCCCUUUAAUUUCCGCAACUACUUUCCCCUAAAAUCCCACAGCCCACAAUUUAAUCUCCGCAAGAAAUUCUUGCUUUUGGUCCGGGCGUCUGAUGACAACAAAAGUAAUAACGGGGAAGACAGUAGCAAUCCAUUGAGCAAGGAAGGGCUCAAAGAUGAUAAUAAUACUAACAGCAACGGAAUCUAUGGUGAUAAUGGCGACCCGGAUAACGUGGUGGCGGUCGGAUUGACUGGGGUGUUGGCCUGGGCAAGCGUGCAGGUGCUGUGGCAGCUGUUUGUGAUUUCAAUAGCAAUCUUGCUGGCAGCUCUCAAGUACUCCUUCAUUGCAGCCCUCCUCAUCUUCAUCCUCAUUACCCUCCUUUAG